AUGAAUGGCAAUAAAUGUUUCAAAACGAAGUUAGUGCUACUCGGCAUAUCGGGAGCGGUAUUCCUGGGCCUUUUCAUUGUCUCCCUGUGUGUAGACUAUCAGCAGGAACUGCUGAAAGAACACAUCCGUUUCCGCAAGGGUUUCAUUUCCCAGCUAAAUUGGAUCGAUUCUCCCUAUGGCCGCCUCAAGAUGUACAUUUUCAAUAUUACAAAUGCCGAGGCUUUCCUUGCCGGUAACGACACACGAAUCCAUGUUCAAGAAGUCGGACCAAUUGUUUAUCGCAUCGUCGGCCGUAACGAAAUCCUAAAUCAGACCGAAGAUUCGGUAACAUUUCGUAAAUUACGAUAUGAGCAGGUGGAAUUUAUGCCUCAUGAAAGUUGUUCGCCCGAUAUUCUGAAUCAAACGAUAGUUUUGCCAAAUUUGGUGUUACUCGGUGCGGCAGCGAAGCUACACGAUUGGGUAUUUUUGGUGCGGCAUGCAUUCAAUGCCAUCACCAUAAAUGAAUCGAUAUUUUUGACGAAAAGCGUGUAUUAUUUCCUGUGGGAUUUUACGGUGCCCGCAUUGAGUCUGUUGGCUCAAUAUGUUCCGAAUAUCGUAUCGAAUUGUGGAUUGCUAUAUAAUGCCAUACGUCAAAAGGACGAAGUCUACAAGGUGCGGAUUGGAAUGAAAAACGGCUUCGAGAAUUUCUUUCGUAUUGAGCAGUUGAAUGGCAAAACAUAUUUCCCCGAACGACGAGCCAAUUAUCUGCAUCCCGAUCCCAAUGAGUACUGUCCGAUUAAUGUCGAUAAUAAUUUCGAUAAUUCAAUGUUCCCACCCAUGCUGCAGCCCCAAGAAGAUAUUAAUAUUGUGGCGAUUGAAACAUGUCGUACCAUGAAAAUGCACUACGAUGGUCCCACGGAGAUGAUGGGCCUCAAGGGUUAUCGUUAUGUGCUGGGUGAUCGUAAUGAUCGACCCAGCUGCAUGGAUUCGUCAAUGGGUAUUAAGCUGCCGAAGGGCAUGUAUGAUGUGGCCAAAUGUUUGAUAAAUGAUGUCCCCUCGGCCUUUUCCUUGCCUCAUUUCUAUGGUUCCUCAUAUAACUAUUCGGAGCAUUAUGUGGGCUUUGCUCCAGAUCCGGCCAAACAUCAGCCCAGCAUUACCAUAGAACCGAUUUCCGGUAUUCCCUUGGAUGAAAGUUAUCGUUUCCAAUCGAAUAUCCCCAUGCCGGAUAUGAAGGGCUAUAGCAAGGAUCUGCAAAAGCUUAGCAAUAUGAUUAUACCGAAUUUCUGGUAUGAAUAUAACCUGGAUGAAUAUCCCGCCCGCAUUUCCAUCCCCCUCAAGCUGAAUGUGAAAUAUGCCCCCAUCCUACAGCCCAUCUUUAUCGCCCUGUUCCUUUUCAUCUCCCUCGUUAGUUUCCUUAAAUUAUAUCUUCUCAUCAAGCAACAGACCCUCAAGGAGCUGUUCUCUAAAUACUAUAGUCUGAUUAGAGAAUUUAGAGAGAAAAAAUAA
This is a messenger RNA of Musca vetustissima, 1485 nucleotides long. RefSeq names its product scavenger receptor class B member 1. Gene Ontology annotation, cellular component: membrane; cytoplasm. NCBI's taxonomy places the organism in Eukaryota, Metazoa, Arthropoda, Insecta, Diptera, Muscidae. Gene Ontology annotation, molecular function: scavenger receptor activity. Bases 1 to 1485 code for a protein of 494 amino acids. The record is from RefSeq and is a predicted model, not a curated record. The transcript is spliced from 4 exons.